Molecule: messenger RNA, 846 nt
Organism: Mytilus trossulus (common blue mussel)
Lineage: Eukaryota; Metazoa; Mollusca; Bivalvia; Mytilida; Mytilidae
Exons: 1
Coding region: 168-656 (162 amino acids)
Source: RefSeq, a predicted model, not a curated record
CAAACCGCAGCCAUGAAACAAAUAAGUAAAUUUUGUAUCGGAAAUGUGGUUUAUUGGAAAAUACAGAAAUGUAUUGUUAAAAUAUAUAUAUAUAACCGUCGAUCUUUUGAAAUAUGAUGUAUGUGAUAUUUGUGACUGGGCUAUAGAAAGGACAUUAUUAAUCAGUCAUGCUGUACGUGGAAAUUGGUUUACCGCACACAGAAUUCAUUCCAAAGAAAAAACUUGUUGUACCGCCAAGACUUUUACCGGAUGUUUCCAAAAUGAGUGCUAGGUAUGCGGGAUUUGAAACAGUGUCCAAGUGGGAAAUAAAUGCAUUGUGUGAUAGACUUUCUAAACCUAAAAGAUCAAAUGUUAGUAGUCAACCUCAGUUAACAUGUCACAGCGCUCACGAACAGGUUAAUCAAACACACUCGUCAGCGGCUCGUUUCACAGGGAAGAAGAAAAUGUCAUCUAGAGAUAUUCAAUCUCUUGUAGAUCGAUUAUCCAAUACAAAAUCAACACGUGUUCCAGAUUCACAAAGAAUUCAUUCAAUAGAGGAGAAAAACUUAAAGAGUGUUGUAACAAGCCAUGCUUGGAAUGGAAAUGUGAGACAAAAUACACAGUGUUUGCACGAAAAUUUAGAGAAGUACGUUCAUAAAAUACGAAGUAAUUUUUAAUGACGAUUUUGUUCAAAAAUUUGAUACAGAAUAAUAAAUAAACAUGUUAUUUCUUUUGAAAGAUUGAUUGGUUGAUUGUUGGUGUUUUGAUGCUACGUUUGGACUAUGUCGUGGCGGUUAGUUUUUAUCGGUGAAGGAAGAUUUAAUACCCGGAGAAAACCAUCGAACUUCCUUUUGAAAGAUAUUGUUC